Molecule: messenger RNA, 1740 nt
Organism: Medioppia subpectinata
Lineage: Eukaryota; Metazoa; Arthropoda; Arachnida; Sarcoptiformes; Oppiidae
Source: the annotation of a GenBank genome assembly
AUGAAGAGCCGUAUGCUCUUCGUGUUGGUGUCGUUGAGUUGGCUUUUAUUGAUAUUCUUCCUCUUGAAUGUGAGUUCAGUGCAAAGACUGCCCGAAGAGACCAAUACAGUGCAAGUGGACAACAGAUACGCCAAACUCAACGACAGACUCAAUGAGGCCAACCGUCAGAUUGAGCUCCUGAUGGAGCAAAACAAGCAUUUGGCCCAAAACCUCAAGACUUUGACCGAUCUUAAGGUCAAUCCGCAAGAGUUGUCGGUCGAGAGACCGGAAGCCGUGAAAGUGAAGGACGCGUUGGCAUUGAAUGCAUUUCCCGGCACUCCGUUUGAGACGUCUUUGAGACGCGUCCGACAGAAUGUGGACGAGAUUUGGCACUACUUGAGGACCAAAAUGGAUAAGAAGUCAAUGGGUUUUGUGAAUGACUUGCGAUACAACAUGUUCUACGAAUUGGAUGUAUUGAGUGAUAGAGACAAUCGGUGGCGAAACCAAGAGCUCAAGAAUUUAAGUGAUUUCGUCCAGAAUCGGAUUCAUAGGCUCCAGAAUCCGAGUGAUUGCGAAAACGCCAAGAAAUUGGUUUGUGAUCUGAAUAAGUACUGCGGCUUCGGGUGUCAGAUACACCAUUUGGCCCAUUGUUUUGUGGCCGCUCUGGCGCUCAACCGGACUCUCAUCUGCGAUACGCAGGACUGGCGGAGCUCUAGUGGUGAGCAAAAUGUGUGGAACAAACUCUUUCAGCCAAUUAGUCAAACAUGUGUUAACCCGAACGGUCACAACCGCACCGAUUGGGGCGACGAUAAACGCUUGCACUCGUAUCAAGUCAUGUAUUAUCCCAUAAUAGACUACAUAACACCGUUACCCGAGUUUCUGCCACUCGUUAUACCGCAACAAAUAGCCGAUCCACUGAUUAGACAGAGCGGCGAACCAUUCAUUUGGUUCAUCGGAAAUGUGCUGAAGUAUAUGUUGCGUCCGUCCGACCAAUUGAGUCAAUUCAUGGACACAUUUAAGAGAGACAAUCAAUUCAGUCAUCCGAUCGUUGGUAUACACGUCCGGCGGACCGAUAAAAUCGGAACCGAAGCCAAAUUCCAUACCAUCGAUGAGUAUAUGUUUUAUGUCGAAGACUUCUAUAAUAAGCUCGACUUAAAGAGUGUGAGACAAUCGGCGAACAAAAAGGCUCAACGAUUAGUAUAUUUGGCGACCGAUGAGCCGAACGUAUGGCUCAAAGAGAUCAAACCCUAUCAGGAAAGGGGUUAUGUAUUUAAGGGCGACAUAAAGCUGUCGCAGAGCGCCGACCCCUCACAGCGGCAAGAAUUUGAGUCACUCCACGACGUUGUCGUCGAUCUUCUACUUCUAAGUCAAUGCGAUUACAUUGUCUGCACAUUCAGUUCCCAGAUCUGUCGGAUGGCCUUCGAGUUGAUGCAAACCAGACACUCGUCCACUCAAGACAUGUCUCAAGCAUUUUAUUCACUCGACGACAUCUAUUAUUUCGGCGGUCAGGUAUUUCACGGCAAGAAAGCUAUAGUCAGUCAUUCGGCGCAAAGUAAGCGAGAAAUCAGUUUCAAUGCGGGAGAUAUACUGGGAAUUGAACGCAACGAACACAACGGGUAUAACACCGGAGAUCACAAUCGGACUAAACGUAAGGGUCUUUACCCUCGUUUCAAAGUCACCGAAUUUGUUGAAUCCAAACCAUUCGCUGCUUUCCAUUAGUAUUGCUUUUAAUAAUCUAUUCAUUUAACGAAUUGAAUGCCA